UGAAUAAAAACCACAAUGCAAGGAUUUCAAAGGAAUUUCGAUGAUCCACAACGGGAUCAGAGAGAAGAUGAGACUAUUGUGGUGGAUCUUGUGCCUCCACCAUAUCGAGUGAGCCCUCCGCGUAGCCCGUCGCCGAAUAUAUCAAAAACUUCUGAAAAAGAUACAGCAAUAUCUCAACAACAGCCGUUAUCGUCGAUGGACCCGAAUAUUAGGAGAUAUAGGACGGCGUUUACUCGAGAGCAACUAUCAAGACUAGAAAAAGAAUUUCACAGAGAGAAUUACGUUAGCAGACCUAGAAGAUGUGAAUUAGCAGCAGAAUUACAUUUACCAGAAUCGACAAUCAAGGUGUGGUUCCAAAACCGUCGUAUGAAGGACAAGCGUCAGAGGAUGGCCAUGGCGUGGCCGUACGCUAUGUACACUGAUCCAGCUUUGGCGGCAACCCUCUUGGCAGCAGCAACAGCAAGUCUGCCAUCUCCGUACCAUGCAUCUCCGGGUCUACCACCUACUCAUCUGGGCCACGGCUACCCAGCAGCGGCAGCUUAUUAUGCCACAAGAUAUACGCCGUACACUGCAGCACCUACGGGCGCAUCCUCGCUUCAUCGGCCUCAUCCUCGCAACGCGGCUGCGUAUCCACAUCUGCUACAGCCUCAUCACCCUUCUCUACAACCCCUACAUCUAUCGAACUUGGGCGUUUCUACAGUGGGAAAUACCGCCUUUCAGGUGAGCAGCCCACCCACUAGCACAUCGACCGCUUACAGACCGACAAUGUUACCAGAGUCCUUAAGUCCAGUUCACUCGGACGCUUCCAGUGACUGCGACUGCGUCGGGGCAAAACAACAACAUCUUCAUCACAAUAAUAACCAACAACAAAUACACGAGAAAAGCUCACCACCUAAUAGCGAUCAUUCCACGCAACAGCAGAUCAGACUACCUACAGCCAUCAGUUUAUCUACCAGUAUUCAACUACCUCCCAAGCCAUCAUUAUUUCAACCAUAUACAAUGUGAGUUAAAAACAUUACAAAGAGUGAAAUAAAGUAGAUUCCAUUUAGGGUAUUAAUUCACUAAC
Molecule: messenger RNA, 1066 nt
Organism: Bombus pascuorum
Lineage: Eukaryota; Metazoa; Arthropoda; Insecta; Hymenoptera; Apidae
Product: segmentation protein even-skipped
Exons: 3
Coding region: 16-1005 (329 amino acids)
Biological process (GO): regulation of transcription by RNA polymerase II
Cellular component (GO): nucleus
Molecular function (GO): RNA polymerase II cis-regulatory region sequence-specific DNA binding; DNA-binding transcription factor activity, RNA polymerase II-specific
Source: RefSeq, a predicted model, not a curated record